GCUUUGAACCUUUUCCGAAUACAACACUUUGUAGGUUUUUGCAACUCUUUGCUAAUUGCCGCAACAUUUUGCUGGAUAUCGCGCAAUUUGAUAAAUUCAAAUGCCUCAGAGAUAGACCUAGUCUCGACUUCGCCAUAAGUUGAAAAGACUUAUCGUCCAAAUUACGCGAAAGUUUUUCCAGGUUAACAGAACGCCAUAUGCUUGAAUCAUACGUUACUCGCUUCCAUUUUCGACAAACUCUUGAAGCUCUUGCCAAAUCUGUAAUACUCAGAUGCUUGAAAAUCCGAAGUAUUAAACUAUCAGGUAUUUCAUUCAUGGGGAAAAAUGCAGAUUUCUGCGGUCGCAUAAAAUAUCUUUCCUUUGUAACGUACAUGCACUUUCCUUUUGCCUGCAAAAAGAAUCAAAACGCAAAUUAAACGGCAAUUGUUACGCCAAAUGCUUUUGUCGCGUCAGCUGCACACGCAAUUAAAUUUUUGAAAAAAUCACGCGUACAUGUAAAUUCGUAAAUUCCUGAAGCGACUGUCCUGCAUAUAUACGCUGGUACAAUAGAAGCGUAUUUUGUUUUGAGUUUUGUGUUAUUCAUAGAAGAUUCCCCAGAAAAAUACAGCCAAAUAUAUUUCAAGGGUAAUUAUGUUUUAUAAAUAAAAGAACAGUUACUUUUUUACAUAAAAUGCGCUUAUUAACGGAAAGGUUACAAUCUCCGGUGUUCAUGUCAGACUACGGCGGGGAAGAUUAAAAUGGCGGUUUCGAGAAACAAAACACGAAAGUCACAAAAAGAUGCAUGGGAGUGGAUUAAUAGCGUCCAUCCAGAUGAAAUUGGUCUUGAACACUUGGAGAGAGCAUAUAGGAUUCAUUCCACCUGCAGUGAUAAAAAUACACAUCGGUCAAAUUGCAAAUCCAAUCCAAAUUGUUUUAAUUGUCUUGGGGAACGAUUUUGGUUGAAGGAAAUCAAAGAUGAUACCUGGUGUAAUGGCAUUGUUGACCCACAUGAGCAUAGACGAGUUGAGGGAAUGUUUGUUGGUCUGAAGAAUUUAGGUGCAACAUGCUACGUAAAUACAUUAGUGCAGCUGUGGUUUCACAAUGAGGAAUUCAGGUCCGCACUCUAUUCUUGGAUUCCUUUUGAAUUCAAUGUAGGAUUGAGUCAAAGAGAAGAUGACCAAGUCAUUGCUAUGGAAACCAAUGAUAAAACUGAAAGCACGCAGUUAAAAUGCGAUGUGAAAGUUGACAUCAAAACAGAGAAUAAAAAGUGUGAUGAUAAUGAAUGUGGAGCUACUGAUAUUGUGUGUCCUCCGAUUCCUCUUUGCAAGCCAUGGGAAAACAGUAAGAAACCGCAAUCUUUCUGUCAGCAUUUGCAGCUAUUACUAGCGCAACUUCAGUACACUGCAAGGAGAUUUGUUGAUCCCGCGCCGUUUGUUGAGUCUUUGGGACUGAACACUGAGUUACAGCAGGACGCGCAAGAAUUUUCCAAGCUGUUCAUGUCUUUACUUGAAGAUACUUUGUCACAACAACCUAAUCCGCUGGUUAGAAACAUUGUUCAACAACAGUUUGGAGGAUCUUAUUCCUACAUCACAAGAUGCUGCCAAUGUGGUCGGCAGUCGCAGAGGAGCUCGAGAUUUUACGAACUUGAUUUGAACAUCCAGGGAAACACAAAUUUAGCGCAAUGCAUACGUGAAUUUCUCAAGGAAGAGAAUCUAGAUGGCGAUAAUCAAUAUUAUUGCAGUCACUGCAUGAAUAAACAAGAUGCCACGAGAUACAUUAAAUUACAAGCUCCUCCAGUUCUCAACCUUCAACUGUUACGAUUCGUUUAUGAUCGGAAGUCUGGAUGUAAGAAGAAAUUAAAUACUGUAAUUUGGUUCCCCGAAGUUCUCGACAUGAAAGAAUACGUUGAUGCAAAGAUUGAAGGCCGUGUAUACGAUCUAACCGCUGUCCUUAUUCAUCGCGGUCUCAGCGCAUACUCAGGUCACUACAUUGCCCAUAUAAAGGAUAAAAAGAGCGGAGACUGGUAUCGCUUCAACGAUGAAUUGACGGAAAAAAUGAAAGGAAGGUCGCUAAAUUUGGACUCCGAGGAAGACCUACAUGACACAAUUAACGGUUGCGUGAAUGCGAAAAAACCGAAAUUGUCAAAAGCAGGAUCGUCUUCUAAAGAUGCGUACAUGCUGGUCUAUCGUCAACGUGGCGAAGAGAAGCAAGCCAUUGCACAAGAACCUCCCGCUGAUAUACAAAUGCUUGUCGCUGAGGACAACAGCAAGAUUGAGGAAUGGAUCAAGGAUGUCAAAGAUAUACGAGAUCGAAGGAUUUGCUUUGGAAAAAGUAAACAAGCGGAAGUUCAAAAUGUUUUAAAGAUGUUACCUGUAAAAGAAGGGGAAAAGAAUUAUGAUUGGAUAUCUAGCGAUUGGUUGAGGACAUGGCUUUCAAAUGAUCAAAAACAACAACUGGGUUGUAUCGAUAACAAUUCACUUCUUUGUCAACAUGGCAAAUUACAUCCAGACAAAGUGCUUUGUGCAAAAAGAAUUUCUACAAAUGCGGCAUCCUUUCUUUUCAAAGCUCAUAACGGAUCUCCUAGAUUAAACAGUGAUUCCUUUUGUUUGAAAUGUGUGCGAGAACGAUGUCGAAGUUUGCAAUUCUCAUCACGCAUGUGCAAAGAUCAAAAGUUCUUUGGGAAGGCUCUCAAGGCGGCUUGUGAAGAACGUGGGUUUUGGGUAAGUCGAAAAUCCCUACAAAAAUGGAAAGUUUUAGCUCAAAAUUGUAACGGAAACUUAACCACAAGUGACUUAACUCGACCACACGAUAUGUCGACGAGUGACUUACGAACGCCUGCAGAAGAAACCGAAAUGAAAUUGACGACAGGUUUUGAUGCAUGUAAAAGAUCACAAGCUAGCACUUACGAUGGUAAUUCCACGGUGGCUGAUAUGGAUACGGAAUGUAAAAGUGGGGUAUCUCGAUUAGACGUGGGAUCAAGUGGGGUAUCUCGAUUAGACGUGGGAUCAAGUGGGGUAUCUCGAUUAGACGGGGAUCAGGGAGAUGCAAAGAUAGGGAAAAGUAAUGAAGAUAUUUUAUGCGAGCACGGUAAUCUAUCCACUUUAACGGCUUCAAGGCGACUCGUGAGCGAGGAAGUAUGGGAGAGACUUCGCUUUUAUUUUUCGAAUUCGCCAGAGUUCAGUUGGGACCAAACCGUCUGCAGUAUUUGUAGUUAUCGUGAUAAAGAGGUAGAAAAGAGAUUGGAAGAUCUUAAGCAGUUGGCUUCACAGCAAAGAUCUCUCUUGGGAGAUUUGUUUAACGAAAAAGAGAGACCAGAUUUUAAGGCGAAGGAAUCUGUUACUGCGUUUGCUUUGUCGAGGAAUUUUUAUGAUAAUUGGAAGAGAUUUAUUCGAUCAAUGUCGUCACGUCGUGUUCGUCCCUCGUGUAUCACGAACAAAAUCUUAAUGUGUCCUCACGAAAGAUUUCUCUAUCAUCCACAAUGUAAUGAUGUCGAUGGUGCGUCUUCUGCACUUGUUUAUCUCUGGACUGUUGAAUGGGAAGUUUUGAGUCAGGCAUUUGGUUAUGAUAUUGAGAUUAAACUCGUUCAAAAUAUAUUUGAAGGUCAAUCUUUGUACACCAUCACUCCAGACUGUUGUGCGGAAUGCAACGCGUCGUUGAUUGCGGAGAAUUCCUGCGAUAAUGAAGUGUAUGAAUAUGCCAAAAUUUACGUGAGGAAGAUAACAAAAGAUCACAGUGAGGAGGAUAUUCAAAAUAUUCUCGAGAAUCACAAUCCAAUAGAGAAUAAUCAUGAAGAUUGCGAGCAGAUUCCCAGUUCAUAUCAGAAUGGAAAUACGUCGUCGAAAGAUUACCGGAGACGGAGCUCAAGACAUCGUAAGCAACGUGGUGAAGUUAUGAUUAUGGUUGAUUCAUCAGAAACUGUACGUGAUGUUAAACUGGAGUUAAUGAAACAAUUUUCCGCGAUGCCUUUGGAUCAACAUCUCAGCAUGAAUGGAAGAAUGCUGGAGGAUGAUAUGACCUUAGGUGUAGCUGGAGUGAGACCAGGGAGUAUCCUAUUAUUAAAGGUUGAUGAACCAGAGGAAGGAAGAGCGCAGGAGGAAAUUGCACGAGUGUCAAGAGAACCUGAACAAGGUUUCAAAGGGACAAGCUUGUUGAAUCAACAGCUGGCAAUUUAGUGGUGUUUCCAUUUCAAACCUAAUUUCAUCUAUGAUGAUGAAAAAAUAAUGCAUAUAAUGGAUUAACUGUAUUAAUAGGAUUAAUAUAUUAUAUAAUGGUUAACACACUGCAAUUUCUAAUAAUCAAGACGCUGAAAUGUGUGUAUAUUGUUGUAGUUAGUUCGUGCGCUGUACGGUAUUUAUUCAUUGUAUGAUAAUGCUUCAUCGAGAAUUAUUAAUUGUUGAAUUUAUCAA
Xenia sp. Carnegie-2017 is the source of this 4385-nucleotide messenger RNA. Its product is annotated as ubiquitin carboxyl-terminal hydrolase 48-like. Gene Ontology annotation, molecular function: cysteine-type endopeptidase activity; protein binding; cysteine-type deubiquitinase activity. The record is from RefSeq and is a predicted model, not a curated record. Gene Ontology annotation, biological process: protein deubiquitination. Gene Ontology annotation, cellular component: nucleus; cytosol. Lineage: Eukaryota; Metazoa; Cnidaria; Anthozoa; Malacalcyonacea; Xeniidae.